Molecule: messenger RNA, 571 nt
Organism: Rhododendron vialii
Lineage: Eukaryota; Viridiplantae; Streptophyta; Magnoliopsida; Ericales; Ericaceae
Exons: 2
Coding region: 81-530 (149 amino acids)
Source: RefSeq, a predicted model, not a curated record
UCCAAUCCGAAGACCUCAUUUAUAGUAAGCAACUUAAUUACAAUGUGAUGCAUGACAUGACAUUAAUUUGAUUACUUAAAAUGUACUUGCAUUUGCUAUCAAACAUGGACAAAAAUUGGAUGAAAAUGGGCAUGACAGCAGAUGGAAGAAUUAGUCAGCUGUAUUAUAAUGGUGUUACUUCAUUUAUUCAAUUUGCAAGAGUAGUUGUUGAUGCGCAAGGUAAUAUUCUGUGUCCGUGUCUAAAGUGUGUAAACUUUUACCGAAAAAGUCCAGAAGAUGUGCAAAUUCAUUUGCUUCAGCAUGGGAUUAUGCAAAGUUACACUAUUUGGCAUGAGCAUGGAGAAACCUGUGAAUCAAAUGAUGUUCGGCGUCAUGAAAUGAGAGAUGGUGAUCUAGGUGGUAUUGAUGCGUUAGUGGAAGAUCGAAUAAGAGGGGAACCAAUAGAUACAACCCAACAUCAUGAGGAAGUCCAGAACUUUGACAAACUUUUGAAUGAUGCCCAACAUGAGAUAUACCCAGUUCCAGAUUAAACUUUUACCAGAAGGUAAUUUAGUUCCCAAGAACACAUACG